GAUUUGUAUCUUGAUACGUUCACCUUGAUUUUUUAUCCGCAUGCUGCGGAUGAGCAUUAUGUAAAUCGAUAUCUAAAAAAAAACAAGUGACUGGUUUAGUCUAAGGUUUUCUCGUUGCCACCUUCGGCCGUCGGUAACCAACCAGGCGCAUCUAAUCGUCGAGAUCGUUCCCGGUAUUUUCCCGUUUAGUUUCCUUGUGUUGGAUUUAUCAAACUACGAAUAUUGCGUCGAAACCACCUCGUUAAUCGUGCUGAGGCAAAGCGACAAUCGAUUCUUUUUUUCGAUUAUUGUGUGCAUCGAGAGAUAAGGCAGAACAGCAGCCGGGCGCGCUACCUGCUAGUAGCGAAAAUAUUACCGAUUUUCCCAUCUCACCAUAAUUUACGAUCAGGAAAACAACCGCAGUUGAUAUGGCGUCAUCGGCACGGUAAAAAUUGUCGUCAUUAAUCAGGCCCUGUCGGUUGGGCUUGUUGCUAAACGAGAUAUGCGAAACGGUGUCAAAUUUCGCUAAGCUUUUGCGAGCUUGUAGUAUAGUAAAUACGACGUUUUCGCGAAGGUUCAUUGAUUCAGGCAAGGGCCUUUCAACUUUUGGUUAAGCAAAGGAAAAAAAAAAUUGUACUUUCGUCGUCUUUCGGUUGUUGGUAGGCUACAGCGCAAUAUGAAAGGAUUUGAUAUCGGAUUCGCGGAAAAGUGCCUGCGCUUGUAAUUGCGUCGCUCGUUGAACGACCCUACAAUCGAUGGUUCAGUGCUAUAGCAGGCAGUGAAGAGUACAAUUUAGGAUUGAAAUUAAAAUCCUUUCAAUUUUGCGUGUACUCAAACAAUAAGGUUUGAUUGAAGGUAUUAACGACACAGAAAUUUGGAAAAAUAUUCUAGAGUGCGUACUUUAACCAAUUAACAGUUAUUAUAACCGAGGAAUGAAAAACGCUCAAUUUGCUUUCGACAAACACGAAAAAUUGCUUCACUUGUUUAGUCCAAACAAUAAAAUAAUUUUGUUCCUAAAAGAGAAAACAAUCAAAACUCAACUCAAAAUAUCAGCACGUACCCUACUAUGAACCUGCACCCAGCUCAGCCAGAUUUGAAUGAAGGAUUUAUUUUGAAUUUGGCAAUGUGUAGCAGACAAAAUAACACAAAAUAAUAAAUCAGGUCAGAGAUGAUAAGAUUCUAGCGGGUAGUCUAACGUUCGCUCGAUGUGCAUCAUCAAUGAGUGUGCGAGGAUCCGAAUCCGAAUUCUCUACUCAACUUGAAACCCGUGCGGACUCAAGCGACGACGCUUGCGACCGCGCUAAUCGUUGCUUGUUUGUGUUUAGUUUUAUUAAUCCUACAACUAAUUCUCCACAAUCCACAAACUAGCCCCGGGCAAUAUGGCAAGUGAGUCGGCAAUCAGAAAUUCAGCGAUGCUGUUGAUUGUUUUUCCUGGCUGGUAUCUGCUGUCGUUUGUUUGUCUGGCCUCCGGCCAGCUGGAGUCGGAGACGAUAGUUCGCAACCUAAGUCACUUCAAAGUCGACGCUGCUGCUGAUAACAUGUCACUGGAGGAUUUUGAUCAGUAUCUCGGAAGCUACAUUGGAGGAGACGAUCGAAAGAUCGCACUGAUUCUCGAUUACGAUGGAACGCUUGCGGAGCUCACCUCUCAUCCGAAUCUGACGGCCAUGACGCCAGAAAUGCGAGAAGCACUACGGAACAUUGCCAAUAGUGGGAAGGUUUUCCUAGCGAUCAUUUCCGGACGAGAUGUCGAUGGUGUGAAGGCAAAAAUCGGCAUCGAUAACAUCAUUUAUUCGGGAAAUCAUGGUUUAGAGGUGCUGUAUCCAAACGGAACCAGACACAAUCAAGGCAUCCCGAAGGAGAUUGCCGACAACUUUACCAAAAUGGUCGAUCAGCUGACGAAAGAGCUCGCACACAAUGGCGCCUGGGUGGAGAACAAAAAGGUAUCGAUCACGUUCCACUACCGGCAGGUUGAUCCCAAACUAGUGCCCAAACUGGAGGCUGAUGCGAAGCGAAUAAUCGAAUCGUACGGUUACCGGGCGAAUAUGGCUCACGCCGCCGUCGAGGGAAAGCCACCGAUCACGUGGAAUAAGGGUCUAGCCGCGGAGUACAUUCUUACCUCGAAUUUUGACAAAAACUGGAAAAGCCGUAAGGUGAUCUUCGCCGGGGAUGACACAACCGACGAGGACGUGAUGAAGGCCAUCAAGGGAUUCGGCCGGUCGUUUCGGGUCACCACGAAGGCGGACGUGGAAACCAACGCGGAUUACGUCAUUCCGUCGGUUCGGUCCGUUUAUCAAAUGCUCAAGUGGAUCGAGAAGAAAGUGACGUCGUGAUAGAGAAGCAAGUUGAGAGUUGAAUUACUAAUCAAGAUUUAUUAGAAAAAGUGCGUCAAACAGUGUUUUUAUUUUCGUUUAUAGGUUGUUAGCAGCAGCUAGUUUAUUUGAUUCAUUCAAUAAACUGCUGAAGUGUUGGUUAACAUAAAAAGGUGCCGAUGGAGAGGGCAGGGCAGCCAAUAAAUUUAUAUACUAAUUUUGAUUCUACAA
Messenger RNA from Wyeomyia smithii (pitcher-plant mosquito), 2519 nucleotides. RefSeq lists its product as uncharacterized. Gene Ontology annotation, biological process: trehalose biosynthetic process. The record is from RefSeq and is a predicted model, not a curated record. The coding region runs from base 1359 to 2309 and encodes 316 amino acids. The transcript is spliced from 3 exons. Gene Ontology annotation, molecular function: trehalose-phosphatase activity. NCBI's taxonomy places the organism in Eukaryota, Metazoa, Arthropoda, Insecta, Diptera, Culicidae.